Messenger RNA from Camponotus floridanus (Florida carpenter ant), 2023 nucleotides. RefSeq names its product ammonium transporter Rh type A (gene Rh50). Bases 344 to 1999 code for a protein of 551 amino acids. Gene Ontology annotation, cellular component: plasma membrane. Gene Ontology annotation, molecular function: ammonium channel activity. The record is from RefSeq and is a predicted model, not a curated record. NCBI's taxonomy places the organism in Eukaryota, Metazoa, Arthropoda, Insecta, Hymenoptera, Formicidae. Gene Ontology annotation, biological process: ammonium transmembrane transport; ammonium homeostasis. The transcript is spliced from 13 exons.
GAACGAGAUCAAAAAUCGUGGGAAUCAACAGACAAUUUGCCUUGAAUUAAUUAUUGACGAUUAUUGAUGUAUGAUGGCAAAGAUUCCCAAAGUGUGAAGGUAGAUUGGCUCAAAUUAAGAAGGAGGAACCUAUACUAUUUUGCGAUAUUCGCAAUAAUUAAUGAAAAAUUAAUUAAAGAAGAUCGUCCAAUCUGCGUGAAUAGAAGCGCGCGACAAAACGGGCGGAUCGAUCUUUGAAACAUGAUGGUGGCGUGCGAUAUAUCGCAAUACUGCGCCGAAAAAUCACCCGUCCUUUUAGUGGCCAGAAAAUGAUGCGUUAUCAUUUCCAUAUCACCUUGCGACAAUGUAUUCAUCGAUUACUCAGAAACAACAAGUGCUAAUGUUAUUUCUGAUCGAGCUUAUCCUAAUCGUGUUAAUUGGGUCAAUGAUGACGUAUGGUCCGGAAGCAAAUAAUAAUUUGUUGAAAAAUCAUACUGAUACCGAUAAACAUAAGCAAACGAAGAAAGCGGACGAAGAUUUAUUGCGAAUUUAUCCAAGUUGGUACAAGGUUGGUACAAGGAUGAGAAUAUGCGAUAACGUAACGCACGCGAUUAUCAUGCUAUGGAUUGAGGGCAUACUACUAUGUGCUUUUUGGGUUAUGUAUGAUUAUGCUGUGGAGGCAGAUGCUAGCAAACAGAAGAAUAGUGUCGUACCUCAUUUAAAUGGAGCCUCAAAUGAUCUGCCAGUCACAUAUACAUUGUACCAAGAUAUCCACGUGAUGAUUUGGAUCGGCUUCGGCUUUCUAAUGACAUUCCUCAAACGGUACAGUCAGAGUGCUGUAGGCCUCACCUUCCUUAUUGGUGCGAUACUGCUCCAAGUAGCUCUAAUUUGCGACGGCGCCAUGGAUUUGAAAUUGAACAGCAAAGCUUAUCUCUCUUUAAAAAGCCUUCUUAGUGCCGAUGUUGCUGUUGCUACACCACUCAUUUCUAUGGGUGCAAUCCUGGGUAAGGUGACUUACAUGCAGCUAGUAUUUAUGGGAAUAGUGGAAUUGAUCAUGUUUACUAUCAACAAAUACAUAGGCGAGCAUUUAUUUAUGGUCGUCGAUGCUGGUGGUAGUAUGUUUGUUCACGUGUUUGGUGCAUACUUUGGAUUAGCUAUUAGCUUUGUAUUUGGAAUGAAGGAGCAACCAAAAGAACAUGAACUUGAAGGAUCGUCUUAUCAAUCAGAUAUAUUUGCCAUGAUCGGCACGGUGUUUUUAUGGCUGUUCUGGCCAUCAUUUAACAGUGUAGACUUGAUAGGGGAUGAUCAACAGCGAGCCAUAAUAAAUACUCUGCUUUCGAUAUCUGCUAGCUGCGUAAUCACAUUCGCCGUAUCCGCAUUCGUUUCUAAAGACAACAAAUUCAACAUGGUGCAUGUGCAAAAUUCAACUUUGGCUGGCGGUGUAGCUAUCGGUACAGCUGCAGGUAUGAUGUGCGAACCAGUGGGUGCUCUGAUUAUUGGCGCUCUAUCCGGUGUAAUUAGCGUACUGGGCUACAAGUAUCUUACGCCAAUCAUGCAGAAACGACUUCACAUACAUGAUACUUGCGGAGUACAUAAUUUGCAUGGAAUGCCAGGCAUACUUGCUGCACUUUUUGGCGCGCUUAUGGCAGAUUUGGCUUCAGAAACUUCUUACAGUUAUUCUUUAUAUCAGAUCUUUCCUGCGCGAGCACCGAGUUCGGAGGCAGGAGUUAGCGAAAUGAGAGACAAUUACGGGAUAUCAAAAGGAUUCGAUAGGACAGCACAUCAACAAGCAGGAUAUCAAUUAUUAUCGUUGGCAGUCACUCUCGGGAUCUCUAUCAUAUCUGGAUUAAUAACUGGCUUAUUUCUACGUACGUCCCUGUGCAGUUGGAUUACCGAUAAACAGAAAUUUGAUGAUCAGUUUGUUUGGGAAUUAGAAGAAGAAUCUCAGGACGAAUCAUCUGAAAAUAAUCGAAAAGAUAAAACUCAUGCUAGUGAUCAAAUAGUGAUGGGUCGUUUUUAAUAUAUGGAUAUUUGUGAAAUUAUA